CUUCGAUAUUACGAACCCAAAUUAUGUGACACCAACGUAGUGCAGUACUCGGGCUACAUGGAUAUAGGCCAAGAUGAACAUUUCUUCUUUUGGUUCUUUGAAAGCCAACAAAAUCCUGAAAGUGCUCCGGUCACAUUAUGGUUGAAUGGCGGUCCCGGUUGUUCCAGUAUGAUUGGUUUAUGGCAAGAAACCGGGCCAUGUAGUCUAUCACAAAAUGGCACGACCGCGACAUUGAACCCGUACAGCUGGACACGGUACAGCAAUAUGAUUUUUCUGGAUCAGCCUGUUGGUACGGGAUUCUCGUACGGAGCACGUAAAACCUUUAGCACCGAAGAAACGGCGAUAAAAGUGUACGAAUUCCUCCAACUAUUUUACGAGGUGUUCCCGAAGUACAAGCCAUUGCCAUUUACCAUUUUCGGUGAAUCGUAUGGAGGUCAUUAUGUCCCAAGCUACGCGAAUUACAUCGUCAAGCAAAACAACGCUAUCCAAAAAGGCCAUCCAAGCAAAUUCAACUAUAUUAUUCCGAUUGAAUCCAUCGGUAUCGGCAACGGAUGGACCGAUCCUUUGAUCCAAUAUUACUAUUAUCCGCAAAUGGCGUGCGAAUCCCAAUAUGGCGCCGUACUUCCUCAAGAGACAUGCGAUUUGAUGAGGAGAAAUUAUCCUGAAUGUGCCAACCUAAUUAAGAAAUGCGAGGCCACGGGUACGAAUUCGGACUGCAUUGCUGCCGAGAAAUACUGUCAGAACAAUGUGGAGUUGCAUUAUUAUUCGUCUGGCAAGAGCUUUUAUGACGUUCGUCGAGGCGCCAACGAUAUUGUAUAUCCUGAUGACUAUGUCAAAUUUCUCAAUACACCAGAGACACGCCAUUUAAUCGGGGCACGCACAGGUUAUGAAGAAUGUCCCACUGAACCCGCCAGUAAUUUCGGUCAAACCGGUGACAAUAUUCGCACGUUUUCACCGGCAAUUUCGGAUCUUUUGAAUUCCGGUGUUCGCGUUCUGGUUUAUGCUGGGGAUGCUGAUUACAUUUGCAAUUGGUAUGGUAAUUACGCGUGGACAAUGCAACUGCAAUGGCAGCAGAGCCCGGCAUUCCGUGCAGCCUCGUUAAAUGCAUGGAAUUUCCAAGGAAAACAAGUGGGUCAGGUCCAGUAUGGAGGUGAUUUAACGUUUUUACGCAUUUACGAUGCGGGACACGAGGUCCCAUUUUCGCAGCCAGCGCCGGCGCUGGAGAUGUUCCGUAAAUGGCUGCACAGAGAAAGCUUUCAUGCAUGAAAGGGAUAAAGAAGCUUGUCAAUUCUUUUUUUCAUAUUGUGAAAGGGGAGACGAUUCAAAAAUGGGCAGUUUUUCUUUCGUGCCCCUUUAUUGCAACUGCAUAGAGUCAAAUACAUGAUUAGAUCAUACCGCAGCCAAUCUUUGUGUUUUAGAAUGAAAUUCAUAUUUUGUAACAAUUCAUUUAUUCCAGUUUUUUCCAAUGAAUUGUAUAAUUUUGCCAUCAUAUCUGUUUUGUUAUCCUCAUGUAACGAUAGCAACACUAAUCAACACAUGAUGACAGACAUGUUUUUUUUAG
Messenger RNA from Radiomyces spectabilis, 1561 nucleotides. RefSeq names its product carboxypeptidase S1. Gene Ontology annotation, cellular component: fungal-type vacuole. The transcript is spliced from 11 exons. Gene Ontology annotation, molecular function: serine-type carboxypeptidase activity. Bases 58 to 1266 code for a protein of 402 amino acids. Gene Ontology annotation, biological process: proteolysis. The record is from RefSeq and is a predicted model, not a curated record. NCBI's taxonomy places the organism in Eukaryota, Fungi, Mucoromycota, Mucoromycetes, Mucorales, Radiomycetaceae.